Molecule: messenger RNA, 5202 nt
Organism: Bemisia tabaci
Lineage: Eukaryota; Metazoa; Arthropoda; Insecta; Hemiptera; Aleyrodidae
Source: RefSeq, a predicted model, not a curated record
GCGCGCGGCUUGCCAAUCGGCACUCUCCAUUUCUCCGCGAAUCGGCCUCCGUCCCUCAGUUCCAGUCCGAACCGCAGCCUCCGCGUCUCCGAGGUACGUUCCCGAAAUCCGCACGCGUUCCCCGUAAACGUGACGCGCCGCUUGUGACGAGCGUGUUUCCCUCGUGCGGUACCCGUGCAAGUGUGUGAGUGAAUUGUGUGAACGUGGAGUUAUCCCGGAUUUUGGAUACUACCCGCAUCGCACGAACAUUUGGAGCUCACUUCAGGAGUCUGAAAUGACCGACUCCAAAUACACUCACCACAGAUCCGCAUUAUGUUGAUUUUUUCAUAAGGAAGUAUGCGGCUGUGUGAAAUCUCAGCAGUUUUGUUGCUAUUGUUAAGUUCAAGAGCAAUCCAUGUAACUGCCCAAAGUCAGCGUCGCGGUGCCCGCCGCUUCCAGACACCUAACGCUGAGUUGGUAAGCGAUGAAGAGAGAACGUUUGAAAGUCGUCAAUCUCGCGACUCAGCGAGUUUGAAUUGGUCGCCGAGACGGGGUGACAGCCAAGAAUCAGCGGAGCCGUUGGACUCGUCUAGGGGAUUCAAUCAGCUGGACAGGAGAAAAGGGAGCUCCCAUUUCGACCUCGAGUCGAACCUCAGCUAUGAUGCUUUAAAAACUAGUCAACAAAAAUCAACUUUAACAACAAAUUCAGAUAGGUAUAAAAAUGAGCGCCCACCGGCGCUCCCUAGAAAGAGGGUCGAAACGACUGAUAGUCUGCCAUCACCGACGCCACGCCAGGAGUCCAAGUAUCCCCGCCGAGGGAAGCUUUUCAGCCCGGAAACCUUUUCGACGAGACAGCCAGAGACAAGUCCCACUUCCGAGAGCAGCUUCCAGUCCCGGCAAAGAUCUCCAGCGUCUAAUUCUGAGCAAACGGAUGGAUCUAGCUCUCGAAGAGGAAGGCAACGUUCACGUGGAGAAUCAGCAAAAUCUCUCUUCAAGGAUUUAAACGCCAAUGUUGAAGAAGAUAAAGAUACAUCCAUUCAAGAGUCUGACAACUACCCAGGCGUAUACAAACAACUUAAAAACCAAGGAAUUUCUACCUUUGAAAUACAAGAAAAGUUGAAACUGGAAGCAGCCAAAAAAUCCAAAAAUGAUGGCAGGCAAUUCAAUUCAGUUAUAACGAGUAAUCUACCAUCAAGGAAUCGAGAGACGGAGAUAAAUCGAAACAUACUGCCAGACCCAAAAGCUAUCCAGAGACCGUCACAACUGGACUUCGGAAAAACCCGAGCGGGACAAACAUCAACGCAAUCCGCAGAGGCUGAUCACGUGACGCAGAAAGUCUCCACUUUCAGGGGAUCCGUUUACGGUCGGUUCCGUCCUGAGGGCUCCUUCAAAUCCACGACACCAAGCCCCGAGAUCCCCAGGGAUUUCGCAACAGAAGAGCCGAUCGAUGCGAGAAACAACCUCCAACGCUCGAAACAAGCGUUUCAGCCGCGACGACCUAUCACCACGCGACCUCGGGAACAGUUCAGUCCAAGACCCAGACAAUCAAGCGGGCUAGACGCUACUCAUCAAAGCACGACGGAGAGAACCACGGUGAACGCUGUUGAGAGUUACAGGAUCUCCGCCCGACAGAAAGCGCAGAGGACGGAGGAUUCCACCGCUGAGACUAAUCAAAAAACAACCGGAGGCGAUACUCGCAGCACUUUCAAGAGCCAUAGAGUGCCGCUGGUCGACGUGCAGAAGGAGAUUCCCGGGGCAAGGAUUGACAGGGAGAAGUACUUUCGAAAGCCGACUCGGAACUUUAGCAGGCUAGGCGGUGACAAGGAAAACGUCUCUCCAACCAAAGAUGAGUCAGAGGUUCCCAAUCCCGGAGACUCCCGUCCACCGUUCGAGCGAGAAACCUCAAUCGAGCCGAAGAAGGAACGGGAAACGCAAAGUAAGAAAUACAAAGCCCCAUACCGCGGCGGGAGGUUGGGCCAGAUCCCCGAGCCGAAAGAGGAGAGCGCGCAGACGCAGGCGCCGCCGCCGAUCCUGGGAAUGCGGGGUCCGAUCCGGACGCUGAGCGACGGGGAGCUGGUCCCGCUGGAGGAGUACUACGACUCCAGGAGCUCGGAGGGACGGAAGAACGGCGGAGACCCUGCGGGCCGACGACUGCCGUCCCGGUACCCGCCGAAGCGGAGUUUCGCCGAGAUGGUGGCGUCCCUCAACGCCGAGCUGGGCAACAGGACGACGACGGUGAAGGCGCCGUUCAAACCCAAGACGUCGAGCAGACCGCCCGGGGAGGAGGAUCAGGAGAACGUCGUUGAUGACGAUCCCUUGGACUUCUCGUCCCCGGAUGGUUUCAGCCUCUCCGGCAGCGAGCUCAAGGAGGUGUCCCUCGAGAGCGCUUCACUCAAAGGCGAUUCCUCUAACAAUUCUGAGAGCAGCAAUAUUCAAUUCAUCGAUUCAAAGCCGAUCACUAACAUUACCUCAUCAACGAAAGAUGAAGCGAGCAAUAAUGGCACAAAUCCAUCCCCGGACACUCUUCCCUUGGCUAAUGACGUAGAGUUUAGUUCCUCACCUCUAACAACAACCUCUAAGUUAACAACCACAACCCCGAAAAGUCCCCCGAAAACGACACCCAAACCGUCAGCAAAAUCAACCCCUAAGCCCGCCCCAAAAGCCCCCGCAAAAACAACAGCUCCCCCGAAGGCCACACAAAAGUCCACCAAAAAGCUAGUGACUACGACCAGAAAACCGGCGACAACAAAACCUACAACGACAAAAAAACCUGCAAUAACUACCAAACCCCAAACAACAACAACAACAGCUUUCCCGACCUCGCUGAAACCUACCACCGUGAAAGUGAUCAACAUUGAUGAUCUUUUCGGGAGGGACAACUCUCAAGCUAACAUCAUCCAACGAGACACGCAGUCUGUCGAGGGGGUGAAUACCCUCAAUGAAACGACCACAGAACGAAUAGAAUCGAUCGUUGCGGUUCCUAUUACGACAUUAAUGACCGAAAAUCCGACGACAACAACAACAACAACAACGAGGACGACGACAACUACAGAAACACCAACAUCAACGACAAUAACAACACCAACGACAACGACCGAGAAACCGAUGACAUCGACCGAAAAAGCAUCGAUGAAGGCAGAGGUGCCAUUCUUCAUCUACGGUCUGUACCCGAACGGGACGGUGGUACGGAGGUUCCCGAACGGGACGGUGGUACCGGAAGAGGACGCGUCGGACCACGUGGAGCAAUUGGCGAAGCAGGGCGACGCCCGAGAUAUGGCGCUCUUUGAUGAGAUUAUAAGCAGAGUGGCGAACAAGAAAUCGCUCCCGCUUCAGUCGGCCAACCUUCAGACUCAGGCCCCGAGUACAGAGAUCUCAUCAACAACAACUUCCUCUCCUGCGACUUCGGCGCAAACAACUGAGGGUAUAGUAAUAACACCCCUAACUACCGAGUUCUCAUCAGUUACGACGGAAACGACAACCGUCUCUACAACUGUCCCUACAACGCUGUCAACAACAAUGAAAUCACCGGCCUCAACUACCGCGGCGACCCCAAAGCAAUCUCCAUCAACUCCAUCAAAAGCCACAACGGUGAAAGUGACGACAAAAGCGCCCCCAAAGGCCACAACAACAACGAAAAAACCGACUCCAAAACCACAAACUAAACCGACCACAAAACCGCCGGCUAAAACAACACCGAAAUCAACACCUCCAACUACGCUGAAAUCCACGACAACAGCUGCUCCGACGACUACAACAACAUCUGCUCCGACGACUACAACAACAUCUGCUCCGACGACUACAACAACAUCUGCUCCGACGACUACAACAACAUCUGCUCCGACGACAACCACAUCUGCUCCGACGACAACCACAACCUCAACGACAAUUACGACAACCACAACCUCAACGACAAUUACGACAACCACGAGACCUCCGGCUCCAUCAACGACCAAAAAAGCGCCAGAGAUGACCGCCAAAACCACACCUAAAUCCGCAUCGAUAAUCGCCACAACAACUCAAACAACAACGACGAACGCGAAUAAGCCAAUGGCUGCUUCGAUGACGUCAAAGACAUCCGCUGUCAUGUCGUCGACCACGAAGAAACCUCAAACAACCACGGUCAAAAGCACCCCUGCCGCGAAGGUAGCUCCAGUUAAAAUGGCGGUACCCCCGACUACCCCGAAAGCCAGUGAGAAAACAACCGCUAAACCUCUCCCGGUCCCCUCUACGCCGACGAUGACUGUGAAAAUGGUCACGACCUCGACUCUGGCACCUGCAACAACAGAGCAAUCAAACGAACAGACAAACGGCACGGUGUCUGCCAAGACUCGUGAGGAAGAUCUAGCAGAAUUGAUGAGUAUUAUGCCUGUACAAAACAGUGUCAGCGAUCAAAGUGUCGAAGAAACGUCUAUCAAAACGUCAUCUUUGAGCGCUGAAAAUAUGUCAGUCGUUGAGUCAAUGGUAAAACUGGGGGAGAAAAGCCAAUUAGUUAUGGACAUGAUAGAAGCGGCUAAGCUGACAGGAGAAUUUGAAACAGAUCCAAAUGUAUUGGCCAAUAAAAUAAUUGAAUUGGCCAUCGAAAGAGCGAAGAAUAUGCAGAAAAACUCAAAUGAUAACCAAAAACUUGUGGAGUCCAAUCGAAUUGGUAAAAGUCUAGAAAAUAGCAUGAAAACUGAAGGAAUGGCUACAGAGGAAUUUAAAAGCGAAGUUGACAAUUCUACAUUGAACAUGUUAUUGAAUAACGAAGAUAGGGCUAAGCUGAGCCAGGCGGAGAUUUUAAACGCAAUCUUGUCAUCUCCGGAUAUUCUUGGACCAAACGCAAAUCAAAUCACGAGCUACGAGAAGAAAACUACGAAAAAACCGAAGAAGAAGAAACCUACGACAACAACUGCAGCUCCGUUGCGGUUAUUGGGCCUGCUCGGGAACCUUCGAAACCCGCCGAGGCAAACAUCCUCUUCAGACUUCGGAGACUUUGAUGAGAACGACCAACCAGAUGCCACGAGCGAUUUUGGAAUGGAUGACACCUACGGGAGACCGAUGAACGAGGGUCUUUUAGGAGCAGUCUUAGAAGUCACCAGAGCAAUGUCUCGACUCAUGGCCACUGUCGUUCAGGGAGCAACGCGAUCACUCCGGAAUUUCUUACGACAGAGAACAAGAUCAUUAACCGACUUUUUGGCCUCGGGUUCUGCUGGCUGAUAUAACAAUUAGACAUGUAAAGGAAAA